CACUAACCAAUCUCAUACGUCAAUUCAAAGCCGAUAAUAAACUUUAACAACAAAAACAACCCACGAUGUCGUUGAGUCCUCCGAGAGAGAGAAACAACGUGAAUGGCAGAAGGCGAGAGAGGCCAACGUUCCAGAUGUACUGGUGCUUCCAGUGCAACCGCAUGGUCCGCGUCGCAGUGGAUAACAAUAACCCCUCAGAGGUCACGUGUCCGCGCUGCUUCGGCCAAUUCAUAUGCGAAGUAAACGUGCCGCGCCCAAGACUCGUUGUCGAUUUCACUACCCCAGACCCCUCCCCAGAAGCGCGUUUGCUCGAAGCGCUUUCCCUCAUGAUGGACCCACCCAUACGCCGUUUCCCGGGUCUCCUCCAACCCGAACCCGAAGAGGUCCCGGUUCAUCACCACCGCCGCCGUCGCUUACGCCGCCACCAACCCGAACCCGAAUCCGAACCCGUCCCUGAACCCCCACAACCCCGCCCGCGCACGUGGAUCGUAUUCCAGCCCAUGGACUCACCCAACCCCUUCCUGUCCAUUAACAACAUUCCUAACCGCCCCGGCCCAGGCCCACUUCCAUUCCCGCUCCCGCGCGCCGUGGACACUCGCGACUAUUUCUUUGGACCUGGACUCAACGAACUCAUCGAACAGAUAACCGAAAACGACAGACAGGGUCCCGCGCCGGCGCCGGAGAGGGCCAUCGAAUCGAUUCCGACAGUGAAAAUUGUGAGCGCGCAUCUGAAGGAGAAUUCUCAGUGUCCAGUUUGUCAGGAGGAAUUCGAAGUUGGCGGGGAAGCGAGGGAACUUGCGUGCAAACACAUAUAUCACUCGGAUUGCAUUGUUCCGUGGCUGAGGCUUCACAAUUCUUGUCCAGUGUGCCGUCAAGAGGUUCCUGUGCCGUCUUCUUCGUCGGAGGAGGAUGAGUGUGUUGAUGUAAGCGGAGAUGAAGGUAGGUUGCGGAGGUGCUUGAGGUGGACCCGUCGUUUUACUUCGGUUUGGCCUUUCAACUCAAGGUAUCGACGGGUUCACCCUCAAGGAAAUAAUAAUGUUGCUGCUGCUUCUUCCAGGGGAUAUUUUGCAUCUGACAGUCCGACACUCUCUGGCGCAGUUAGGAGGCAACCCUCUUGCUGCAUUCUUUAAGCUCUCCAAUUAUUUACAUCCAAGGCUGAUGAACUGGUUAGGUUGCAGCUUGUCUAAAAGGGCACUACUCAACAUGUCAUGAUCCCCAGGGUAACAUGGGCUUACGAUUCAAAAAUAAAGUGAAAUGGCCCUCCUCAAGUUCCACUCAAAUUGAAAAAUGGAUUCAUCACCACAUACUACGACAUUCGAGAUCCGUAUGAUAUUGCCACUGUAAAUAUUAUCUGUUAUUGGCAAAGACAAUUAUCACAA
Messenger RNA from Vigna umbellata (rice bean), 1379 nucleotides. RefSeq names its product RING/U-box superfamily protein. The record is from RefSeq and is a predicted model, not a curated record. Gene Ontology annotation, cellular component: cytoplasm. Gene Ontology annotation, molecular function: ubiquitin protein ligase activity. Gene Ontology annotation, biological process: protein ubiquitination. NCBI's taxonomy places the organism in Eukaryota, Viridiplantae, Streptophyta, Magnoliopsida, Fabales, Fabaceae.